Messenger RNA from Vollenhovia emeryi, 1562 nucleotides. RefSeq names its product cytochrome P450 CYP12A2-like. The record is from RefSeq and is a predicted model, not a curated record. Gene Ontology annotation, molecular function: heme binding; oxidoreductase activity, acting on paired donors, with incorporation or reduction of molecular oxygen; iron ion binding. Lineage: Eukaryota; Metazoa; Arthropoda; Insecta; Hymenoptera; Formicidae. The transcript has 7 exons. Bases 111 to 1562 code for a protein of 483 amino acids.
UUAAAUAUUAUUUUCUCAUCCCUUUGUGCUUCCCCGAUUGCAUUACACGAAACUCGAUUAUUGGCAUAAACAAUGCAGGUAAAUACCAUAAUAUAAAUACCCUGACACUUAUGCGGGUGCUGCGUGAUAAAUACGGCAAUAUCGUCAAACUUGACGGCAUAGGAAAGGAACAAUCGAUGAUCUACCUAUUCUGUCCAGAGUUAUGCAAAGAUAUGUAUCAGUUGCAAGGUAAAUGGCCGACGCGAAACUCCCUGGAACCUUUGCAUUGCUAUCGCCAGUCCAGAGAACACAUCUAUAACGGACAGUACGGUCUCGUAACAAGGUCAGAUAGUCAUUGGAAAAGAUGUAGUCAAGCGCGUCGUAUUCUCUCCCAGGGAGAGUUGUGGAGCAAUUUUCGAUCAAAAGUCGCUCCGCACAUGAUACGACCGGAAAUAGUCAAAAUAUACUCCACAUACAUCGACGAGAUAACUAGCGAUCUCGUAGAGAACAUGCGAAUGGUGCGGGAUCCUGAAACCCUGGAGUUGCCACAUGAUUUCAUAAACGAAUUAUACAAAUGGAGCUUAGAAUCGAUGUGCUCGAUCGCAUUGAACUGCCGACUGGGGUGCUUAAAAUCCGAUCUUACCAUGGACUCGGAACCGCAGAUAAUGAUUAAUUCUGUACGGGAAGUCUUCGAUCUCAUUUAUCUUUUGGAAAAUACACCAUCUGUAUUCCAGCAAAUUAAUACGCGGAAUCUCGAAAGGCUAUUCUGUAUUUUAGAUACGAUUAACGAAAUCUCCGAGAGAUAUGUCGAGGAAGCCACGAUGAAGUGUAUGGAGGCAACAAAUAAUACGAAUCUAGACAAUUAUAGUAAAUUGCAGAAAUUCGUGCCGGAAACGAAAUUUUUGGAUAAUACAAAACUAGAAAACCGUAGUAUACUAGAGAAACUCUUACGUAUCGAUAAACAAAUAGCCAAUGUAAUGGCUUUAGAUAUAAUAAUGAGCACUGAUACGACUAGCAAUGCAGCUGCCGCUUUGCUAUAUUGUAUGGCAAUUAAUCGGGAAAAACAGGAAACAUUACGAAAAGAAGUAAUGUCUGUGUUACCUGACGAAGCAACCCCUGUUACAUAUGACAUCCUGAACAAGAUACCAUAUACUAAGAGUUGUAUCAAAGAAUCUUUGCGAUUGUUUCCCAUCACCAAUGGCACUUUAAGAACUAUGCAGAAAGACGUUUCCAUAGGAGGAUACAUGAUACCGAAAGGAGCAGACGUUAUAGCUUGUCACGCGUUGCUCUCGAUGGAUCCCGCCUAUUUUUCGCAACCGAACAGUUUUAUUCCCGAGAGAUGGAUACGGGGCACUUCCGAAUAUUCGUCAUACAAACAAUCGCAUCCCUAUGCGUAUAUGCCUUUCGGUUUCGGUGUUCGCACUUGUAUUGGACGUAAAUUCGCCGAGAUGAAGCUCAAGAUAGUACUCUUAAAAGUAAUACGAAAUUUCCGGAUUGAAUGGCACUAUGGACCGCUCGAAUACAAAAGCCAGGUUACAAACACGGUGACAUCACCGCUGCGACUGAAACUUUCCAAUUUGUAG